Messenger RNA from Austrofundulus limnaeus, 2959 nucleotides. RefSeq names its product zinc finger protein 2 homolog. NCBI's taxonomy places the organism in Eukaryota, Metazoa, Chordata, Actinopteri, Cyprinodontiformes, Rivulidae. Gene Ontology annotation, molecular function: RNA polymerase II cis-regulatory region sequence-specific DNA binding; DNA-binding transcription factor activity. The transcript has 8 exons. Gene Ontology annotation, biological process: regulation of transcription by RNA polymerase II. The coding region runs from base 77 to 1933 and encodes 618 amino acids. The record is from RefSeq and is a predicted model, not a curated record.
UGUUGUCUCUGAGCUCUGUAAGCGAAAAGCUAACUAGCAAUUUUGCUAUUUGUUGAGGCUUUUAUGAGCGAGAAAUAUGGCGUGGAGCAGCAAAGUCUCCGCUCUUCCUCCAGCCUCCUUAAAGCUGCUUGUCCCUCCAGUGAGACUCAUGGCUGCCUUCAUGUGGAAGGUGGCGCAGCAGGACAGCAGCGUGAUGCAUUAUGAUAAGCUGCUGGACUUCAUCAGUUUGGCAACAGAGAUGGUCCCAGAACUUCUCAGUCCCAGUCAGAAGGUUCAGCUCAUGCUGGGCCUGAGAGCAAAGCUGAUUCUGGAGCUUUGCCGUGGUGACGGYGUCGCCAAUCUGAAUACCAUCCAAGCCCACCUUGAUAAAAUCCACUCCUGCUGCAUCGAGCUGAGCACCUGUGAUCAAAUGGAAACCGAUAUUCUGAAGACCUCAUAUAGCAGCUUUGCCACUCUGGUGCAGGACAUUUUAAAUAUUCCCUCAGAAAAGGAAGUCUUCUUCAAAACCUUUUUUCCUAAGCACUACGGUCCUGUCUACAACAAAAGGAUCCAGCAGCUCGCGUCGCUGUUUCUGUCCCGACUGGAAGAGCUGAUGCCCACACCCAACCUGCACCAGACAACAGUUUGGCUCUCUGAAACAUCUGCAUCAGAGGAGUUUAAACAUCACUUAUCUGAACCUUUGGCUCUGAGAACUCUGCUGGUUCAUCACAGAGAGCUGGGGACCCUCAGCUCAGUUUGUCCAAGCAAUGAAGAUGACAUCAUUUUGUCUGCGCUGUCCUUCACUAAACCAGUGAAUGAGUUCAGCGAGGCUGAUGAUGAGGAGGAUAGCAAUGAAGGGUCGCUGGCUUUGGAUGAUUUGGAUGAAGACUCAAGUCAGUGCAUCACCGACACUGACGACUCAGAGGACUGGUUUUCAAAAAAGAAAUCAGACCUUUUUCCUCGCUUCUCCAUCUCCUCUAAGGGUCCYGGCACGCCGCCUGUACCGACAAAGGUUCGAGAGUGCGUCCAGAAGGCCGUUCAGAGAAARAAAUCUGAAAAAAAAGGGAGAAGCAAGACUUUGCAAAAAAGCUUAAAGAUGAAAAGCAGGAGCCAAAAGCUGAACAUAAACAAUCCGAGGAGAGGCAAACAAAAAGGUAGGGGUGAAGAGAUGGAAAAGGAGAAAAAGGAGGACAACUCCAAAAAGAAACGUUGCAGAAAAAGGAAAGAGCCAACCGGGGAGGAUAAACGGUUUCUGAGUACWCGAACCGUGAAGAAAAACUUCCCAGAAGAAGACACGAAAUGUCCCACGUGUGAGAAAGUCUUCGAACAUCCAAAUCAGAUGAAAACCCACCUGAAGCUGCACACCUUUCGCUACAGCUGCAUCGAGUGCGAYAAAGGAUUYAUGAGCCGUUCAGGCUACGAUUAUCACCAGAAGAUUCACAAAAAAGGACGAAUAUUCAAGUGUAACCAGUGCAGCAAGGCGUUCCCCAGCAGGUACGCUCUCAAGCAGCACAACCUUCUGCACGAUGGACCAUCCAACUUCUGCCAGAUCUGCAAGAAAAACUUCAGCAAAAAUGGUUACAUAAGACAUGUGCUGAUGCACAAGGGCGAGAGGAAUUACCUGUGCACCACCUGCGGGAAGGCGUUUCUGUCCUCCGGGGAGCUGCAGCUGCACAAUCGGACGCACACGGGCGAGCUGCCGUACACCUGCGUCCACUGCGGGAAGGGCUUCUCCUGCAAGGCCCACCUGAUCGUGCACACCCGCUCGCACACGGGAGAUCGCCCGUAUCUCUGCACCGAGUGCCCCAAGCGCUUCCUCACCCUGAACUGUCUGAAGAGGCACACACUCAGCCACAACGGGGUGAAACCGUUCAAGUGUUCGGAGUGUGACAAAGAGUUCUCCCAGGUGGGGAAUAUGAGAAGACACAUGGCAACUCAUAAACUUGGCACGUAGUGGCAUCUGUUUUUUUUACAUUUAAAUAUUGUCUUUGUCAAAACGUAUUCUCCGUAAUUUUUUAUUUUUAUUAAUUAAUUUUUUUUGUUAUAACCUGUCUUAGAAAAGCCUCACGUGAGACCUCGAUGUGUAAAAUGCAAACGUCGCCCCCUGCUGGUGGAACCAGGUAGUCACAGCUGCUGAUUGAUUUUUGGAACAUUUUAUCUUUUUGAGUGUUCUGACUUGAUACACAAAAUAAAGAAAAUUUUUGAAGUGCCCUAUAAAUUAAUGUAUUAUUAUUAUUAUUAUUAUUAUUAUUAUUAUUAUUAUGUUAAUAUAGAACAUAAACGAACUAAAAGACCCCAGAUGAUUAGUGAAAGUUCAGAUGUUUUGUUCAGACACUGCAGGGUUUGCUUUUUUUCUGGUCUGCAGCAGCUGAAUUUAAAUAUUACAAUAAUGUGAAUUUGUUCCAUAAAGACUGUUAAACAUCAUUUAUUCCAGUUUCUACAGGAGAUUUGAAAAUAUUCUCCAUUGCAUUUUGUUUUGGGUAGAUUGUAGUAUAUUUAAAUCACACAUUGGUUAUCUGCUAUUUAGCAUUUCAUCACGACUUUGUGUAGUUGGUUUCUUUAGUUGUAAAUAGUUAUACCAAAUGCAACUACAGGGAUCUUUAUUACCAAGAGCAAGAAUUUAAUUUUUUUUUUUACUUUGAACUUAAACAGGAUUUUAAAAAAAUAAAAAAAGUUUUGAUAAGGUAAUGUUUUUUGAAGAAAGUGGUGUUUUUAUUAAGCUUACAAACUGUUGAAAUAUGUUUACUUUAAAUACACUUUAUGUAUAAUUUUACAGAAAAAAAUUGUUGAAUUUCCCCACAUCAGAGUUUUUAUAAUGUUAUGUCUGCACUUUAUUUGCUGCAGCUUUUUAAAAUUGUUAUUUUACUGUACUGUUUGGAAACUCAUUCUGAUAAUGACACAUUUAUUUAGUAUUUGUUACACUGUAAAAUGUAAACUGAGUAUGUUUUGUAAGACUUCAAUAAAUAAAUAAAGUACUGCA